CGGGGUUUCGGGCGCGUCUUUCAAAGAGAUUUUAUGUCUUUACCCCCCCUCCCCCGUCCCGACUCCCGUUUUAGGAGGGGUGGGGGGAAUAUUCAAGGCAACGGGUAGAGUAACAAUUAAUUGGGAGUUUCAGUCUCAUGUUUUUCGUAAAAGGUGUAGCGUAAAUUUGAUCUGAUGUGAUUGAUUGUUUUGUUUUCAUUUUUAAAAGAAAGCAAAUUAUAAGAAGAGGCCUCUCGGGUGAGGGCCCCACUAAUGUUGUAAAAGGGGGCCACCGAAAUGUGUGUUCACAGAUUUCGACCUGAGGUUUCUUAAAGGUUUGUGAAUGCCCAGGGUAGGGGAAGAUUAAACUGAUAUGGUUGGGAUUAUUGCUAUGGCCAGAAUGGUGGAGGAACAUGAUCAGCCGUGCAAGAAACAGAAGAAAGAUGCAGAGGAUUCCUACACAAAAACAAUUACAAGCUACUUUUCACCAGUAUCCAAAUCCCUCGACAUGGCCUGCCCAUCACCCAAGUCCGGUAACAUAAUGGAUUACUUCAAGAAAACUCCUGGACAAAAUGUUGCUUCAGUUGCAUCGAGUGAAUGUGAACGAAAGAAUUCAGCGGUAAUAUCUGUAGACUACAGUAGGGAAUCAGUUGUAGUCUCUGAGGGGAAACACCAAAUCUCCAAAAGGAAAAGACUCAGUAGAAGAACUAACUUAAGCCGGAAAUUGAAUGAAUGCCGCAAGAUUGUUGAAAUCAAUGAUUCUAGUAACUGUAGUGUUGGAGAGGUGUGUGACGUAAGGUCAGGCAUUGGAGUUCUUGGCAGUGAUACAGCUGCAUUGAUUGCUCAGCUUUGUGCAGAAAGCCAAGAUAUAUUUAAAGAGAAUGAGGAAAGUGUUUAUAUGAGUUCCAGUACUCUACAAAGAGAGAUAAAAGGACAGAACAGAAAGGACACUUGCAAUGAAGUUGUCAGCCAUUCAAGUAAAAGAAUCACCAAAAAAACACGGAAACGAAAGGCUUUGAGUAAACCUGAAGGUUCUUCAGAACAGUCCGAUGUUGAACUUGUGACAAAGGAUGAUUACUGUGAGGAGGGGAUCGAAGUAGCAAAGUCUAAAGGGGCUACUAUCCCCAUGGUUCUUGAAAAUGAAAAAAUACAUUUCAGUGAGACAGGUUUGGAACCACCAGCCAAUGAGACUCCUCAGGCAAAUGACAGCACUGUUACUGUGUCAUUCGAAGAUUUUAUGAAGGACCAAGGAACUGAAGAGCCUUCAGCUGAAAAAGCAGCAGAGGCCAACUCUGAGAUAAUUGAGGAACGUAACAAGCUUCCCAAUUUAAUAGAAGACAUGAGUUCAGUUUCUCCUCAGCCAAUCUCCCCAAAAACUGUUACUGUCCAUGUUCAAAUUCACUCUAGUCCUCUAGCUACCUCAGCUCAAAAUUCCAAAGUGAAACAGAAAAAAAUAGCCUCAAUUUUUUUGAGAAAGAAAGCAGACUCUGAAAGUGAAGUGAUUGAAAUCCAACAGCUGAGCCCACAUCCUGCUGAGAGCCAUGAUUCAGUUCCUGCAAGGAGAUCCAAUGUGGUGAUAGCAGAGGAGGAGUUGGAGCUAUUGGUAUUGGAUGCCACCGAAAAGAGUCCUAUGAAGGCCAAGUGUAGUCGAGCUGAAAGGGAACAAUUUAUGAAUGCUUUCAGGCGACCGCCCUCUUCAGAUCAGGCAAAAAAUGCACUUAAAAGGGUAACGCAGAAGUCAAAAGCCUCCAAGCAAGGUUUAGCACAAGGUGAAGGUAGUGAUGAUGAGCCCAAUCUUGAGAAGGGAAAAGGGGAAUUCGUCCAGACUACAAAUGCUGAGAUAUCAAGCCAAGUCUGCAAAGAUUCAAGGGUGGAAAGCAGAGAGUCUGUAGGUGCAACUUUGAAGAAGAAGAAAAUGUUAAAACUCAGAAAACUUAGAGCUGAAUGUAAAAACCUAGAUAGUUGUGAAACAACGGGAGAAGAAUUUAAUCCUGAUCUGAAUCUGGGCUGUGUCACAAGUAAAGAAUCCAGAGACCGAAUGCCUUUGGAUCUAACAACAGCGCGUUCAAAUGAAACUUGUAGAACUACACGGAGGAGCCUUAGACAGCAAAGAGAUGCUUUAGACAAUUGCCAGACACCACAUAAAGCCAUUGGAGUGGAUUGUCUGGGCAUUCCAGCUUGUCAGUCAACUCCAAAAUUGAAACAUUGGUCUUCCAAAGAAAAUAGCUUCUACAAAGCAGAAAUGAUUCCCAUGACCUGUAGCAAAAGCCCAAUCAGAAUGAAGUUUACACGAAUCACUCGGUCAAAAACUGAUGUAAAAGCAAAGAAAACAGAUGAGAACAUGGAAUUUACUCCCAGGAGCAACCAGCGGAUGUACCAAUCCAAGCACAUGGUUAAAGCAAAGAAGUUGGUUGAAAAAGCAAAAGCAAGGAGCAAGUGCCGAAGUCCCGCUGAAUCUGUUACACCACUGAGACGAUCAACCCGACAGCAGGCCAAAUCUGAUGAGAAAUAUCAUGGGGCUGAGAAUUUGGCAAUUAAUUGGAAUACAAGUGCAGACAGUGACUCUGUCAGUGUAAUUGAAUACGGAAGGAAAUCCAAGAAGUUGAGGAAUUUAAGUGAUCUUUUGGGAAAGAAUCCAGGUAGCAUAUCAACAACCAAGAGAACUGUAGCUGAACUCAAGGUUGCUUCCAUAUUUUGUGGUAAAAAAACAGUCAAAAAUGUGCCAUCGGGACCAAUCACCAUUGACGACGAUAACAGUUGUAAUGAGUCCGAAAACUCUCAGGAGACUGAACAACUUAGAGCCAAGCGUCAGUUUCUGAUGAGUGGAUUACCAGAUACGUUGAAAAAACACAUAGCAAAGACAGCAGCAGUGGUAGAAGUCUGCUCUGUUGCAAACACUGCUUUCCAAACUGUUGUUCAUGUUCAGCAAAAAAGUCAAGUUUCGUUGUUAUGGGAUCUAGCUUGGCCCAAGUCUGCUAUCCUCAGCCACCUCCGGGAUAUGAACGAAGGAAUAGAAAGAAUUCUGAAAGACGCCAUUACGCUUGGAGAUUUCUCUGAAGUGAAAUACACAUUCAACACUGCUGCUUCUUGGCCUGGGCUAUCUACCUCGAGGACAGAAUUCCCCCAGGACAUCCAGAAGUGUUUACUUGAAGAGAUUAGGUCAUCCAAUCCUGAGUUUCCUGUACGAAAACUUUUUAAACCAUUACUGCAAAAACGAAAUGAACAUCUUGCACAGACUGUCAAAGCAGGACCCUCGAAUAAAUUGGACAUUUCUGUAAUAGAGAUAGAAACUGAGCCUCAACAAAUGUUACCUCUGUACAGCAGUCCACAACAAUCUUUCAGCAAAAGGAAGAGAAAGAAAGAAAGACAACAACAGAAACAAAAGAGGAGGAAAACACUAGACGGUGAUCUGAGCUCAGUUACUUUCAUUGGGGAUGAAUGCACUCCGGCAAUGUCUGCACAAUGUGAGAACUCCACCAAGAGAAACAGCAAGGGGGCCCAAACUCCGAAUGAUGUGUCUGUUCCCAAAACUAGCCUCAGGCGAUUGGCUAAGCAAAAGCACCAAGAGUUGAAAUGUAUAAUUGGAGCAGCAGAAACACAGGAUAUUCGUGCUGUAUCACGAGUUCCUGAAUUAAUUGACCAACCAAAGAUGGGGGAAACUGCUACUUCUGAUGACCCAGUCAAGGAAGAUCUGCUAUGGACAGAGCAAUACCAGCCGCAGCACUCCAGUGAACUUGUGGGAAAUCUCAAUGCUGUCAGGAAAUUGCACAGCUGGUUAAUGGAAUGGAAGAAGAGAGCUGAUAAGGAAGAAAAGAAAAAACAGAAGGAGAAAAAGACUGAAAAAGACAAGAAAUUAGAUGUUUGGGACAAUAGUGACUUUAACUUGGAGAGUUCAGAGGAUGAGGAUUUUUUGUGCAAUACCGUGCUAAUUACAGGACCACCUGGAGUUGGGAAAACUGCUGCAGUUUAUGCUUGUGCUCAGGAGUUAGGUUUUAAGGUAUUUGAAGUAAAUGCUUCAUCUCAGCGAAGUGGCAGACAGAUUCUGUCUCAACUAAAAGAAGCCACGCAGUCUCACCAAGUUGAUAAACAGGGAACAAAUGCCCUAAAGCCUGCCUUCUUCAAUAGCAACAGGUUUCAGUCUUCACAAACAACCAAAUCUCCAAAAAAAGCUCACUCGCCCAAAAAAGUAGUCUCAUCACCCAGGAGGGCACCCCAAUCCCCAAAGGGAAGGAUUUCAAAGAAGAACUUAACACCGAAUUCUUUAGCCAGUUUCUUUAAAGGCCUCUCAAAACAGAACAAAACUGAAGAAACAGGAAAUCUUGAAGAUAAGGAGAUGAAGGAGAAGCCACGGAAGAAUUCUAAAGCCCAGAAGAGCAACCUUCAAAUUGUGGAUAUAACUAGGGACCACACCUUGUCUGAAAACAAGGAUACUGGCCCUGAAGAAUCUAGCAAAAAAAGCGCCACAUCACUCAUCCUUUUUGAGGAGGUGGAUAUAAUAUUUGAUGAUGAUGCUGGAUUUCUAAAUGCAAUUAAGACCUUCAUGGCAACUGCAAAGCGGCCAGUUAUACUGACCACCACUGAUCCUAACUUCAGUUUAACGUUUGAGUGCUGCUUCGAAGAAAUCUGCUUCAAAGUGCCAUCUUUGGCAAAUGUUGCCAGCUACUUACAGCUCUUGUGCCUAGCUGAGAACUUAAGGACUGAUGUGAAGGACCUCACUGCACUACUUGCUGUCAAUAACUGUGACAUACGACAGAGCAUCCUUCACCUGCAGUUUUGGGUGCGAAGUGGAGGUGGCUACCACAUGGAUAAGCUUCUCCCUGCUCAAGGAAAAAGUAUGGCUGCAGCCCCAGCUCAAGAAGAAUUGCUUGGAAAUGCAGUUGCUGCCGAAGAUGCCCUGGAGGAUUUGCCAGAGAGCAGCUCCAUUGUGAAGAUGGAAGAUGUUCCCAAAUGCAGCACAGGAUGUACAGAGAGCCUGCUUGGUUUCACAUACUUUACUGGACCUUCAAGCAAUCUCUUUUCCAUGUUCAAGCAAGAGGUCAUUUCACUGGACCAAUGGAGAAGUCAAGUGCAUACCCUCCUGGAGUUUCAAAGGAGACAGAUAGACUUUGUAUUCCAUAAUUUGCAGUUUCUUCUGCCUCUGCCAGUCCGAAUAGUUCCUGAUUUAAGUAGGCCUGAAAAUCUAAUAUCUGAACACACUGAGCCUUCCAUCAGUAAACCCACACAGACAGCUGGAAGAAUUCUUCAGGGAGCUGACAUAUCUGUUGAUGCCAGCACUGUAAAAAUUUUGGACAAAACGAAGCAUCACAGAAAAGCCACCUUGUUUGAUGACAGUGAUCUAUUUGACACAGAUGAGAGCGAUACCUUUGUGAUUUUACCGAAUGAUAUUCCUACCUCACCUUGUGUUGCUGAUAAAGCAGCAGUAAACCAAGCCAGUGGAGUGAGUGGGGGUAGUCCCUCCAGGAAUGAGACUGAUUCCUCCAGAGUCAUUGAAAGGAAGCCAAGGACAUCAGCAGAACAAAAGUGUAGUGAGUUGGUAUCUUUGUGUCUUGGAUCGCUAGCUGAGUUCACAGACAAUAUCUCAUUCUUGGACUGCUGCCUGCACACACGUGUGGUUGAGACAGAGGGUUCGUGUGGACAGAGGGGUUAUUACUGGGCUGCCGCGGAAAUUAAAAACGGCAUGUUGGAUGAGAGAAGGGCUGAGUCAGGAGAUUGGUGGCCUACCCACAGCUUUUUGGAAAUUAGAGCAACUGUGGAAGCCUUGAGCUGGAAGAAGUGUCAUUCGCAGAUUCACCAAACCAUGGAGUCAGCAGUUACCAAGUGCCAGCAGCCUGAGGAAAACCCAUUGGAGAAGCUCACUCUUCACAUUCCAAAUCACCAAAGGAGUAAUGCUUUAUUCACACAAUGUCCGCAUUAUCUAGCAAGCAUUGCAUCUAAAAGAAUUGAGGUGCUCAAAACUGUAUUCUCUAGCAAGGCAUUUGUAAAUCUGGGUAACAGACGAGCAAACGCUGUGGAGUAUCUGCCAUCUCUCCGCACUAUUUGCAGGACAGAGAAACUGAAAGAACAAGGCAAACUAAAACGCAGAUUUUUGCAUUAUUUGGAUAGUGUGCACUUGGAGCUGCCUAAAAGCACUCUGAAAGCCCUUGCAACUAGUUUUCCAUGAAGAUUUCAACUUGACUAAUUGUAUAGCGAAUUACUAUAUUUCCAGCAGACUGUAUUACAGGGGUAUUUUCCUCCUGGCUUUUUACUUCAUAAUUGUGUCCACUGUGUAUAUGUGUGUUUUGUGGAGACAUUUUUGUACAGUAAAGUGAUGUGAAAGUGUGUAGGGAAAUGUUGGGUUAUCUUAAUUUAAUUACCGUGGGACAACUGAAUCUGCUGUCUAAGAAUGUAAAAAUCUAAUGCAAAAUAAUUUUGAGUGCCUGAAGUCAAUCUAUAAUACUUCUGGAGAACUAACCAACUCUGCCCUCCUAUUUUGGUAGUAUUUGUUUAAUAGAUACCAUCUCCCAUCUCACCCAAUAAUCCACGAGUCAAAAGGGGGUAUUAUUUGACUGAAUCAUUGCGGCCAAGGCAGUCCUGGGCUAAUCUAUCAUUGGUACUUCACGCAGACUGCCAUGGACCACUGAAUAGGUAUUGGGAGUGGGGUCCUGAUGAAUAUUCCUCCUCCCCGCUCUCCUUCCUUCCACACACACCCCUCCCCUCUCUUAGAUCAGGGUGAUGAAAGCAUUUUAACAACAUAAACAGUUUUGAUUUUUCCUUCCUUCUGUUCUAUGCCUAGCAACAUUUUUGAUCCAAAGAUGUACAUCUUGGUUUAUAAAUCUUCCAUGAGUGUUAUAAACAUGAUCAGUUUCAGACAACAGUGUGAUCAGAUAAGUGUCUUGGUGGCAAUGGCUGACCCAAAGCAGCUUGUAACUGCCCAGCUGUGAAGUGUGACAGCCUCAUUGGAAUACCGAGGUGAAUGCUGUCAUAAAUCAUGAAUGGCUAUAAUCCAUCCUGUGUUCCACUAAAGCUUUUUAUUGUUACAAUUUUAUACUACGUGAAUCUUACAAAGAAUGGUGUACCCUUGUAUUGCAUAGUGUGACUGUAUACCCUAUUUUGCCAUAGGAUAUGGAAUAAAAUAAAUCGAAGAAA
Messenger RNA from Stegostoma tigrinum, 7104 nucleotides. RefSeq names its product ATPase family AAA domain containing 5a (gene atad5a). The record is from RefSeq and is a predicted model, not a curated record. NCBI's taxonomy places the organism in Eukaryota, Metazoa, Chordata, Chondrichthyes, Orectolobiformes, Stegostomatidae. The coding region runs from base 353 to 6139 and encodes 1928 amino acids. The transcript is spliced from 24 exons. Gene Ontology annotation, molecular function: ATP hydrolysis activity; ATP binding; DNA binding. Gene Ontology annotation, cellular component: nucleus.